AUGGAUUCAAACAAAGUACUAAUAGCUCUACUAACCCUUGUUUUGCUCUUUCAUUACUCUCUUACUGAAAGUACAACACUUUCUCAUAACCAUCAUAGACACCUAAACAAAGAAGAAAAACAAGAACAAGAACAAGAAUUGAGUGUACAAAGAAGAGGAAGUGGGGUAAGAAGAAGCUUAAGGUGUGACCCAUUUUACCUAUAUCUAUAUGGAUAUUGUGGACAGUGGCCUUUUCCUACUUACCGUUCACCAAACAAUCCAUUUGAUCAAACACCACCCCCCUUUCGUUACUUUCCACGCCCCCCACGACUUAUCCCUCCACCUUUAGUUCCAUCACCACCACCUCCUGUUGUCUUUCAACCGCCUUUAAUAAUUCCACCGCCAAUGCCUUUAAUAUUUUCUCCUCCACCAUCUCCAUGGUGGAUAUCAUCGCCACCACCUCCGCAACCAUGGUGGUACUCACCAUCACCACCACCACCAUCUCCUGAUCCUAUACCAUGGUAUAUUCAAGCUCCACCACCACCUCCUCCCGAACCUAUACCUUGGUAUAUUCCAGCUCCUCCGCCGCCACUUGUCUGA
Molecule: messenger RNA, 579 nt
Organism: Medicago truncatula (barrel medic)
Lineage: Eukaryota; Viridiplantae; Streptophyta; Magnoliopsida; Fabales; Fabaceae
Product: leucine-rich repeat extensin-like protein 3
Exons: 1
Coding region: 1-579 (192 amino acids)
Source: RefSeq, a predicted model, not a curated record